AUGGGUUCAACAACUCCGAUCACAAAUGGAAUGGGAGAAGGACAUAUAUCGAAACCUUGGAUUAAAACUCCAUUGGUUAGAUCGGCUGCUUUAUCAAGACAUGCUGGAUGUAAUGUUUGGCUUAAGCUUGAGAAUUUACGUAUAACCAUCUGGCUCGUUCAAAUCCCGCGGCAUAGGGAAUCUUCUCAUCCGUUCUCUUCCCCCGAUCCCCACACCCCCGUUCACUUCUACUGUUCCUCGGGCGGCAACGCCGGACUCGCCUGCGCCCACGCAGCAUUCUCUCUCAACCGCCCCUGUACCAUCGUCGUUCCCAUGACCACAUCCUCACACAUGAUCUCCAAAAUAAAACUACUCAAAGCCGAAGUGAUCCAGACCGGAAACCACUGGAGCGAAGCCGAUAGACAUCUACGCGAAGAACUAUUAGCUAACGAUGCUAAUGGUGUAUACGUACCACCAUUUGAUCACCCCGAUAUCUGGGAUGGACACAGUAGUGUGAUCACCGAGAUUGAAGAGGAGGUUCGUGGACUAGGCAUCCACAGUUUGGAUGCGGUGAUCUGCAGCAUUGGCGGAGGAGGAUUAUUUAACGGAAUCAUGAAAGGAUUAGAGGAUAGUGGAAGAUUGGCAUCGCACAGUGGAACGAAGGUUAUAGGUGUAGAGACGACGGGAACGGCAAGUUUCCAUGCGGCAAUGAAGAGGGAAGAGUUAGUCAGGUUAGACGGUAUCGAUAGCAUUGCUACGUCGUUGGGUGCGACACAGGUAGCGGCGAAGUCUUUGGAGUGGGGAUUGAAGUAUAGAAAGAAUGUGAGGAGUGUAGUUUUGGGGGAUGCGGAGAGCGUGAGUGGUAUGGUGUGGAUGGCGGAUGAGGAAAGAAUUUUAGUUGAGAGUGCGUGCGGUGUCAGUGUAGCAGUGGCUAUCAAUGGCAUGCUGAAAAAGAUAUUAGAGGAAGAUGGGGAACCCAUGGAGGGAAAGAAUGUGGUGAUUGUGGUUUGUGGAGGAAGUAAUAUUUCACUGAAGGCUUUGGGGGAAUAUAGAGAGAGAUUUGGUGUAUGA
This is a messenger RNA of Botrytis fragariae, 1050 nucleotides long. Its product is annotated as putative l-serine dehydratase protein. Gene Ontology annotation, biological process: L-threonine catabolic process; L-serine catabolic process. Gene Ontology annotation, molecular function: threonine deaminase activity; L-serine ammonia-lyase activity. The transcript is spliced from 4 exons. The coding region runs from base 1 to 1050 and encodes 349 amino acids. Lineage: Eukaryota; Fungi; Ascomycota; Leotiomycetes; Helotiales; Sclerotiniaceae. The record is from RefSeq and is a predicted model, not a curated record.